UUGAAACCUGUACUCUGUCAGGGGGGUUGCUCAUAGUAACACUCUUGUAAUUACGACAGUUCAUUUCCAGACUGCAUGGGGAUUAUAGAAUAAUUUAAAUGGCAAAUCAACCCAAGACAAACAUGGAGAAAGUUGGUGCAUGUCAUCCUGUCAGCGCUGGAAUGUGUCAGUGAUUUGACCGACUUGUCUGUGAGGAUCCUGUAGCUGUGUCUGGGUGAAUGUUAACCUGCCUGUGAUCUUAUUGGGAUUAUGAUGGCAUCAAGUUACAACCCCAAUUAUCAGAUUUUUAUUGGGAGAUUUGCUCGUAGCAACAUGACAGAGUUUUGGAAGGAGCACUCCAAGGCUGCCACAGUGGAAGAGAUGAUGCUAGACUCCCGUGCCAGGGAGCUAACCCAGCAUGAGCUGCCCGAGAUCCUCUCCAUGCUGCCCUGUUUGGAUGGAUACAGAGUGCUGGAACUGGGUGCUGGCAUCGGUCGUUACACCAGCCACCUGCUGACUAAGGCCAGGCAUGUGACGGCCGUGGACUUCAUGGAAAGCUUUGUGGAGAAGAACAGGCAGGACAAUGGUCACCAUAGUAACGCUACCUUCAUCCAAGCUGACGUCACAAAGCUGGAUGUCCCCAAAAACAGUAUUGAUUUCAUCUUUUCCAACUGGCUGCUGAUGUACCUGAGUGACGAGGAGCUGAAGUCUUUCAUAGAGAAGGCGCUGGGCUGGCUGCGGCCCGGUGGUUUUCUUUUCUUCAGAGAGUCUUGCAACCACCGGUCAGGUGACUCCAAGAGGGACUUCAACCCCACCUGCUAUCGCACUGACACACAAUACAGCCACCUGGUAUCAUCAGUACAAGCAGAGGGGCCAGAGAGCGGCCAACAGUUUGGUUUCGACAUUGUGUUGAAAAAGAAAGUUCAGGCCUAUAUUGAGAUGAAAAACAACCCUAAUCAGAUCUGCUGGAUGCUGGAGAAGGUUCCCCGCUCCUCAAACACAGAGAAUGGAUUCAGCACCUUCCAGCAGUUCCUGGACAACCAGCAAUACACCAGCCGUGGCAUCCUGCGCUACGAGAAGAUGUUUGGGGCAGGUUACGUCAGCACAGGGGGGCUGAGCACCACAAAGGAGUUUGUAGACCUGCUGAACCUGAAGCCCGGACAGAAGGUUCUUGAUGUUGGCUGUGGCAUUGGAGGAGGGGACUUCUACAUGGCAAAGACAUUUGGAGUUGAAGUGCUUGGCCUUGAUCUGUCAGACAAUAUGGUAGACAUCGCCAUGGAGAGAGCAAUCACUGAGAAGUUGCCAUCAGUCCAGUUUGAGGUGGCCGAUGCCACUAAGAGGACGUUCCCUGAAGAUUCCUUUGAUGUGAUCUACAGCAGAGACACAAUCCUGCAUAUAGAUGACAAACUGGCACUCUUCAAACGCUUCCAUUCAUGGUUAAAACCGGGGGGUCAGUUGCUUAUCAGUGAUUACUGCUGUGGGGAGAAGCCCUGGACACCAGUGUUCGAAGCCUACGUCAAACAGAGAGGCUACAUCCUCUAUACACCCUCACAGUAUGGCAAGUUCCUUGAAGAAGCUGGUUUCUGCAAUGUCAGGGCAGAAGACCGGACAGCCCAAUUCAUCCAGGUGAUUGAAACAGAGCUGCAGAGAGCAGAGGCUAUCAAGGAUGAAUUCACCGAGCAAUUCUCAGAAGAGGACUAUUUUGCAAUAAUAAAUGGAUGGAGAGAAAAACUGGGACGUUCCAACAGUGGAGACCAAAGAUGGGGACUUUUUUAUGCAACAAAGCAUUGAGUGAUUGUAGUAAGAACGCUAAUAAAAAGGAGAAAAAAAAAACAAA
Molecule: messenger RNA, 1816 nt
Organism: Larimichthys crocea (large yellow croaker)
Lineage: Eukaryota; Metazoa; Chordata; Actinopteri; Sciaenidae
Gene: pmt
Product: phosphoethanolamine methyltransferase
Exons: 13
Coding region: 250-1770 (506 amino acids)
Source: RefSeq, a predicted model, not a curated record